GGACUGUCAGGCUGAAGCUACCAAUGGGAAGAGGACUUUUAGAUUCAAGAGCAUCGUAAUAACCAGUGCCUUAUGCACCACGGUGCUAAUGCUAUCAUGAAUCGUUACGCGUGCGAAGAAUGCCGCCAUCGUAAAUUUAGGUGCUCUAAAGAAAGGCCAGCAUGUGCCUAUUGUCGGAGAGAGCGUAGGCCCUGUGUCUAUUCGGCGAAGAUCCAGCGAAGCCCGCUGACUCGCGAAUAUGUUACUUCGCUUGAAAACCGGUUGCAGAAGCUAGAAGCGAAAUGUGCAGAGUUAAUACCUGGCGUUGAUCUUGAGAAAUUGGCUCCACAGACGCCAGGAAUUCCCGGGUCUAGCACCUGGGAACUUCCCACUAAUCCAUGGGCUGCUACUACUUCGGAUGCCCCAUCACAUCCAAGUUAUACAGAUUCGUUUCCUCGAAUAUCAACUGGGUUCGAAUGGAGUGAACAGGGGGAUGCCCUAAACCAGCUAGCGGAUGGUAUGGCAUUUUUGUCGGUGAAUCCAGAAGGAGCCGGUUAUCUUGGAACAUCUGCGAACGUGGCUUUGCUACGAUCCCUUCAUCAUAAUGGGUGGACCAUUGAUUCAUCAGUAUCGAGGGUUAUUGACUCGUCCAGGACCCUUAAACCCUCACUGCGAGAAGCUUGGGCCUGGAGCGAGAUGACCCAUGACGCAGACCUGGACCAGCUUAUUAGCACACUGAUUGAUUCCUAUUUUCGGAAUUUUCACACGAGAUACCCUAUCGUUCACGAGGCUACUUUUAGAGCUCAGACCGAGGAUAUCGCUCCAAAACCGGACUCAGAGUCGUGGUUGCUGUUGCGGCAUGUAAUCCUAGCUAUUGGCGGGUGGUGUAUGGGAUAUGACACCAAGGGGUUCGAUGAGCUACUGGGUGCAAAAACCCAGGGAUGGAGCAGAAACACAUCCAUUCUGUCUUCUGGGAGUCUAACUUUGGUCCAAGCUGUUGCACUAAAGGGCCAUUUCACGCAACGACAGAACAAUCCAAACACAGGCUGGAACUUCUCUGGACUGGCCGUUCGAAUAGCCAUAAGCCUUGGGCUGCAUCGAGAAUUCCCGGCAUGGAAUAUAAGCGUUUUUGAUCGCGAGAUGCGACGACGAGUUGGAUGGUGCGUUUUCGUAAUGGAUGCUGGGACUGCCAUCACGUUUGGACGCCCAAUAUUAUGGCCAACCGAUGGUAUGAUGGAUAUAAAGGAGCCAAUGAAUGUUGACGACAAAAAGUUGACCUCAAGAACACUUGUCGCUCCAGAAGAGUCCACUGGAUCAACUAUUUAUUCCCAUCUAAUCUGGCAGAUUCAAUUUCACCAACUCACCAAUUCAAUGUACACCCGCCGUAUGGCUAGCUUUGAUUUGCCUGCCGAAGAAAUCCUCGAAAUGGAUUCAAAGAUCACCGUCUGGGAAAAAACCCUUCCGGCAUACUUUACAUAUAGCCAUACCGAUCCCACCGAGCCAGAAUACAUAACAACUGCCCGUUGCCGCCUGCUUUGGAGAUUGGCGUGCUUCAGGAUCAUGUUACAUACCCCCCUGCUACUUAGAUGGGCGACUGAAAAAUCCGUUGGCGUCUUGUCGCCGCAGGCGGACACGGAAGCUGCAAGACGAUGCCGUGAGCUCUGUCUCGAAUAUGCACACCUCACCGUGAAGUACACCGAAGAAUACUUUUCCCUCCAUAUCUUCAGUCCAAUGCAUGACUGGUAUGCGAUAUAUUACCUCUUCCAGUCAAGCUUGAUCCCGGUUUUCUGUAUCACAACCGAGCCAACCUCACCAGAUGCGGCGGCAUGGGGAGCCGAUAUUGAGGCAGCGAAACGAAUCCUGGAGACUGUAAAUACGCAUUCCGACAAAGCCAGGAGGUUUUUGGACGUGUUGAACCGCCUAUACUCCAGUUUGGAUGAGAUGGAAGGCUUUAUGGAAACAAUGCAGCAAGAGGGUGGUGAUAUAAUGGGGAUGGUAUAUGGGCAGAUGCAAGGAGCGCCAGAGAGUGCUCAACAAACCGGACACAGCAUCCAUCAAACUGGAUUUUAGAACUCCAGGGGCACAUAUUGGACAUAGUAAUGUUUUUAAUUUUUUGGUACUUUGUUUCAUGCAUAAUAGACGAUAUUCACAAUUCAAAC
Molecule: messenger RNA, 2138 nt
Organism: Pseudogymnoascus destructans
Lineage: Eukaryota; Fungi; Ascomycota; Leotiomycetes; Thelebolales; Thelebolaceae
Gene: LAC9
Product: lactose regulatory protein lac9 and GAL4-like protein
Exons: 5
Coding region: 73-2049 (658 amino acids)
Biological process (GO): DNA-templated transcription; positive regulation of transcription from RNA polymerase II promoter by galactose
Cellular component (GO): nucleus
Molecular function (GO): DNA-binding transcription factor activity, RNA polymerase II-specific; zinc ion binding; RNA polymerase II cis-regulatory region sequence-specific DNA binding
Source: RefSeq, a predicted model, not a curated record